Messenger RNA from Macrosiphum euphorbiae (potato aphid), 1209 nucleotides. The record is from the annotation of a GenBank genome assembly. NCBI's taxonomy places the organism in Eukaryota, Metazoa, Arthropoda, Insecta, Hemiptera, Aphididae.
AUGUCCGAUUAUACUCCUAAUGGGUCAUAUUUAAAUAUACAACAAUCUUGUUCUGCAUCUCUUGGACUGCAUGAAACGUUUGAUGAUGAUUUAUUUACUAGUACUCCAGUUAGUGGAAGUACUGUCAGUGGUGUAUUAGAUUAUAAUUACCCAGUGGAAGAUUUGCCAAGAAUGCAACAAUUAUUCGAUUCAUGGGGAUUAAAAUGUGUCUAUCAAACAUGUGUUGAUCAACUUAUAGAUAUGACAACUCUUUCUCGCAUGAAAAGUGAGCAGGUUUACAGACUUUUAAACAAUUUUCCAUAUGGAAUAAUAUUUAAGUUUGAAGAAGAACCAGAACAAUGGCAAAAGAACAUGAAUAUUUUAAAUAAUUGUCAAAAUACAAACUCAAAUGAAAUGUCUUUAAACAAAUCAAAUGCAGAAACUCUUCCAAAACCUCAUAAAUCAUGUCAUAAUUUAAGAGUCGACGAAGUCCUCACUUCAUCUACUCAAGGUUCCCUGAUACUAGAUUAUUUUAAAACACACAACAAACUGAACGAUGGUAUACGGGCAACAUUAGUAGACAUACUUAUUGCACAAGUACUGUCCCAACAAAUACCUAUGUCUGUAAGUUUGGCAGAAUCACUAGCAAACCAAAUUGUUGCUAUGUUUAAAACGGAAGUUAAGGAUACAUAUUUCAUGAAAAUUGGUUGUAACAAAAAUCCUAAAGGAAAAUUGUACUCCAAGUAUUACAACUCUGUAAGAAAUAUGAAAAAUACUGGAUUAAUACCUACAACAAUCAUUAAAAACAAAAUAAUCACCGACAAAACACAGAAAAACGGCUGGUUCGAAAAAGAAUUUGUAUCUGAAAGUGAAAUAGAUUCUAUACUAGAUGUAUUGAAAUACAAUGACACUACAUUCCCAGAACUAGAAUCGAAUUGGAAAGCUACUGUAAAUUAUAGAUUGAAUGAUAUUAAGAAUUCUGGAUCGACUACAGACAUUUUAAAGAAUUGGAAACAAUAUAAAGUUCCUUAUGGCCAUAAAUUGAUUGAUAUUGAUUACAAUGUUCUAUUUCCUAAUAAUAUUAAUAUAUAUCAAGACUUCAAGGACAAAUCAGAUAAAGUUUUUAAAUUAUUUGAUGAAAAAAUCAAAGAUUUAAACAGCCGAAAAAUAUUGGACACCUUAAAAAAUACAAAUGAAAUGAAUAUUAAUGAUAUUAAGAUAUAUAAUUAA